This is a messenger RNA of Leishmania braziliensis MHOM/BR/75/M2904, 1929 nucleotides long. RefSeq names its product putative ethanolamine kinase. Gene Ontology annotation, molecular function: choline kinase activity; ethanolamine kinase activity. The transcript has a single exon. Gene Ontology annotation, cellular component: cytoplasm. Gene Ontology annotation, biological process: phosphatidylethanolamine biosynthetic process; phosphatidylcholine biosynthetic process. NCBI's taxonomy places the organism in Eukaryota, Euglenozoa, Kinetoplastea, Trypanosomatida, Trypanosomatidae. The record is from RefSeq and is a predicted model, not a curated record. The coding region runs from base 1 to 1929 and encodes 642 amino acids.
AUGGCGCAGAUUACGAAUAUGUCGAUCACCGAUAAUCCGCACCUGCGGCCGAUCGAGAUUAUGGAGGUGAUUCUCACUCAUUGUGCCCCUGUGCUGUGGCGACACGACAAGGCGAGGCUGAAGAAUGCUCCGGAGUGGGCGGCGAAGCUGCACGCUUUGCUCAACAGCAAGGUGAAGGGAGUCGAUGACAGCAGCUGCCAGCCGCUGGAGCUGAGCGCGAGUCAACGGCCGGUGAUGCCGCAGAAGAGUCAGGAUGGCUUCCUCACUGCCUCGGUGGAUGUGACUGCGUGCCAGGAAAGCGCAAAGGUAAGCCAGCCGCCACAGGCCACACCCACUCCGCCGCCACCGUUAUCGCAGCAGGGCCCUCAAAUCCCUCCUCCUCCUCCCAAGCAUGCCACGGCCGGUGCAGCUCUCCCCCACACGAUCCCGGUAGUGCAGUGCAGCAGUGUCUCCGUUGACGUGACACACCACGCGGCGUGCUCAAAUGCGAGCACCUUUAGCCGAAGCAGCACAUGCAGCAGCACGAGCCGACAACACUAUCCCGAGGUCGGUGCAGGCAACAACCGCGUAUGCAACCCCCACCCUGGGCCACCACCGUCUGUCGCACCCGGCGCAUCGUUCUCGCCCUGCCACAACACCAAGGAGUACUUUGAGGAGUGCGGCUUGCCACUGACAAGCGCGACAACGCACCAUGGCAAGGUGACUGUGGUAAGCGAGAACGACUUGCUACUGAGCGAGCGCAGCAACACGCGUGAGCUCCCCUCCGUGCCCCUGCAGGUGAAGCGUUUGUCAGGCGGCAUCACUAAUGAGCUCUUCCACGUCUACGACGAAGACCACCCAUCCACGUCGGUGGUGGUGCGCGUCUUUGGCAAGGAGACGGAUCGCGUCAUCUCACGCGAGAGCGAGCUCUUCUACCAGUCUCUCUUCAUCCCCACCUAUAUCUGCGGCAGUAACUUCCUCGUGUACGAUUUCUUGGAUGGAUACUACACGUUGCCGUACCAGGAAAUGGCGGCGGAGGCGACACCAAUCGCACGCGCCAUCGCGGUAUUCCAGGUGCGGGCCACACGCGCCGCCCUGCGCGACCACGCUCCUCCUCUGCUGCGAGACUCACAGAACAAGGACUAUUGGAAGGACGUAAACGACCAACUGCUCGCAGAGGAGGGGAGCACGACGAGUAGCCGCAGUACCCACAGGGGUGAGUCCCGCUUUGACCGCGAGUCGAACUACUUGAUAGGCUCGCUGACGAAGUGGGUGGACCUAGUGCUGUCGAAAGAGAUCGUCGACAAGGUGCACGAGGACAGGCGGGGGAGCUUUCUCGAAACGGCACGCAGUCUGCAGUCGGCCUGCGCGUGGAUAGUAUCGAUGCUGAAGCGCCAGGAGACCUUCUUGCCGGAGGGCGUCUGCCACAACGAUCUGCUGAGCGCCAACGUGAUGAUCCACAAGGUGCGCAAGGACGUGCGGGUGAUAGAUUUUGAUUACACAAAGCGCAACUUCCUGCUGUACGAUGUCGCUAAUCACUUUAACGAGUACUCUGGCCUCGACUGCGACUACGACACCUACUUCCCGUCGGAUGCGCACAUGUCCGCCUUCAUUGCCGAGUACCGUCGCGCUAUGCGUGACGCACUCGAGGCGAGCUGGGCGGAGAACUCCAUCCUCACAGCCUCCACAGAUGGCGCUUCUCGAGAGCACGAGAUCUUCCCCAACGCGCGGGAGCUGUUCUGGAGCGACAGCGAAGAAGCGGAGGUAGAGGUGGUGGCGCGCUGGACCCAACUCGCGAAGCUGCUCACCCUGGCUUCGCACCUGUCGUGGAGUGUGUGGUCGCUGCUGCAGGAGGCCGUGUCUGCCCUGGAUGUUGACUUUCUCAACUACGCCCAGGCCCGCUACAACCGCUACCUCGCCGUGCGAGUUGAGUGCUCGGGGAAUCUUUGA